GGGGUGGCCUGCGCCUGCCAUCCUCCGCGGGAACUAAACGCAGCGCACCGAGGCGCGCAAACAGAGCCAAAGAGCUCAGAAGAAGGAGCUGCCACAGCUGAAGAAGCAACAGCUACCUGGUGAUCAACCCCAUCCUCACCACCGCACCCAGACAGCAACUGAGCCUCUAAGAUGUGUCCUGGUAACUGGCUCUGGGCUUCCAUGACUUUUAUGGCCCGCUUCUCCCGGAGUAGCUCCAGGUCUCCUGUUCGUACCAGAGGGAGCCUGGAGGAGAUGCCCACCGUUCAACAUCCCUUCCUCAACGUCUUCGAGUUGGAGAGGCUCCUCUACACCGGCAAGACUGCCUGUAACCAUGCUGAUGAGGUCUGGCCAGGCCUUUACCUUGGAGACCAGGACAUGGCCAACAACCGCCGUGAGCUUCGUCGCCUGGGAAUCACCCACGUUCUCAAUGCCUCCCACAACAGGUGGCGAGGCACACCGGAGGCCUAUGAGGGGCUGGGCAUCCGCUACCUGGGGGUGGAGGCACACGACUCGCCAGCCUUUGAUAUGAGCAUCCACUUCCAGGCAGCCGCUGACUUCAUCCACCGAGCCCUGAGCCAGCCAGGAGGGAAGAUUCUGGUGCACUGCGCUGUGGGUGUGAGCCGGUCGGCCACCCUGGUGCUGGCCUACCUCAUGCUGUACCACCACUUCACCCUGGUGGAGGCCAUCAAGAAAGUAAAAGACCACCGAGGCAUCAUCCCCAACCGGGGCUUCCUGAGGCAGCUCCUGGCCCUGGACCGCAGGCUGCGGCAGGGUCUGGAGGCAUGAAGGGAGAGGAAGGGAGGUCAGGCCAGGCCUGUGGGUAGGAGAGAGGAGAAGAGAGGAGGCCCAGGUGGGCAGAUAGCAGAGAGCCACAUAACCUGUACUUCCCUGGUGGCUGGAGAAUGGAGGGCCCCAGCCACUGUCACUUCUUGUGGGAGCAUUGUGGUGACUGGGCACUCCAUGGGGGUACUGACCAGGAGAGGAAGCAGCUAGACUAUUGGUGAAAGAUGGUCCUGGGAUUGGGGCACUGCUGAAUUCCAGCUAAAAUAUGCCAAGUGACUUUUAGUCCCUUCCUUUCUUUGUGUUCACUUGUUCCCUUCUCUCGCUUAAUAAAACAGAAGGGUCAUCUCUGUCCUGUGCCUGGGCAGGGAGUCAGGGAUGGGCAAGCACCAAGGUAGGUGUGUGUAGUUGUAUGGAGAGCAUAGCUUAAAGAUAGAUGAAGACAUGAUUCUGGGAAAAGCCUCAAUGUCAGAGAGUCUUGUUACUCCAAGUACAGGAAGAAGAGCUAAGGGACAGUUGUCCUGAUACCCACUGGCACUUAUCUGCUCGUGGCCAAAAGAAUGAGUGAGGUGUUUGACGGGGGGGGGGGGCGGAUGGGGCUUGUUAGACAGUCA
Molecule: messenger RNA, 1415 nt
Organism: Dipodomys ordii (Ord's kangaroo rat)
Lineage: Eukaryota; Metazoa; Chordata; Mammalia; Rodentia; Heteromyidae
Gene: Dusp26
Product: dual specificity phosphatase 26 (putative)
Exons: 5
Coding region: 172-807 (211 amino acids)
Biological process (GO): protein dephosphorylation; negative regulation of MAPK cascade
Cellular component (GO): cytoplasm
Molecular function (GO): protein tyrosine/serine/threonine phosphatase activity; MAP kinase phosphatase activity
Source: RefSeq, a predicted model, not a curated record